Myotis brandtii (Brandt's bat) is the source of this 1007-nucleotide messenger RNA. RefSeq names its product multivesicular body subunit 12B (gene MVB12B). Bases 92 to 958 code for a protein of 288 amino acids. Gene Ontology annotation, cellular component: late endosome; ESCRT I complex. NCBI's taxonomy places the organism in Eukaryota, Metazoa, Chordata, Mammalia, Chiroptera, Vespertilionidae. The record is from RefSeq and is a predicted model, not a curated record. Gene Ontology annotation, biological process: regulation of epidermal growth factor receptor signaling pathway; virus maturation; viral budding. The transcript is spliced from 11 exons.
UGGAAGCAGCAGACCUUUACUGGGGGAAAGGAAGUGCUUGCCAUUGUUAGUGCCUGAGCUGGAAAAUUCUUUGAUCGAGGACAAGUCCACCAUGCCUGAAGUCAGAGACCUUUCAGAAGCCUUGCCGGAGACGCCCAUGGACCCCAUCACAGGCGUGGGGGUGGUGGCUUCGCGGAACCGCGCCCCGACAGGCUAUGAUGUAGUCGCACAGACGGCAGAUGGUGUGGAUGCUGACCUCUGGAAAGACGGCUUGUUUAAAUCCAAGGUUACCAGAUACCUGUGCUUCACAAGAUCAUUUUCCAAAGAAAAUAGUCAUUUAGGGAACGUGUUGGUGGACAUGAAGCUCAUUGACAUCAAGGACACUCUUCCUGUGGGCUUCAUCCCGAUCCAGGAGACGGUGGACACACAGGAAGUGGCUUUUAGAAAGAAGAGGCUGUGCAUUAAAUUCAUCCCCCGGGAUUCCACGGAGGCGGCGAUCUGUGACAUCCGGAUCAUGGGCCGGACCAAGCAGGCCCCCCCGCAGUACACGUUCAUUGGGGAACUGAACAGCAUGGGGAUCUGGUAUCGAAUGGGCAGAGUUCCAAGAAACCAUGACUCAUCUCAACCCACAACACCUUCCCAGUCGUCAGCUGCUUCCACCCCAGCCCCCAGCCUUCCCAGGCACAUCUCCCUGACGCUGCCCGCCACCUUCCGGGGCAGGAACAGCACGCGGGCUGACUACGAGUACCAGCACUCCAACCUGUACGCCAUCUCAGCAAUGGAUGGUGUGCCUUUUAUGAUUUCAGAGAAGUUUUCUUGUGUUCCAGAAAGUAUGCAGCCCUUUGACCUGCUGGGAAUCACCAUCAAGUCUCUGGCGGAGAUAGAGAAAGAGUAUGAGUACAGCUUCCGCACCGAGCAGAGCGCCGCCGCCAGGCUCCCGCCCAGCCCCACGCGCUGCCAGCAGAUCCCGCAGUCCUGAGGGCCCAGCUGCCUCCUGCCUCCUGCGGGGAGAAGACGCCUGGCCCAGC